Messenger RNA from Gadus macrocephalus (Pacific cod), 4075 nucleotides. It is a transcript of the gene apaf1, whose product is annotated as apoptotic peptidase activating factor 1. The coding region runs from base 220 to 4056 and encodes 1278 amino acids. Gene Ontology annotation, cellular component: apoptosome. The transcript has 27 exons. Gene Ontology annotation, biological process: regulation of apoptotic process; apoptotic signaling pathway. Lineage: Eukaryota; Metazoa; Chordata; Actinopteri; Gadiformes; Gadidae. The record is from RefSeq and is a predicted model, not a curated record. Gene Ontology annotation, molecular function: ADP binding; protein binding.
GUUUUGGUUGUGAACCCGGAAGCGCUGCCGCUGUCACUAUGGGCGUGACGUGAAUGGAUGUAUUAGACGUAGUGAUUAUUGUGUUACAUUGAGUUAAUUAAUGGAUUCGAUUUAGUGAAUUACAUUUGAACUCUCCAAGGAAAUAAGGUUCUGUCAUACCGCCUCGCCUCGGUCGCCCCUUUACCGUCACUCCUCUGGUGAUCCGGUAGGAGUGUUGCCAUGGCGAUGGAGGAGGGCGCUCUGAGCUGCCUGCUGCGCUCGCGUCCCGUCCUGGAGCAGGACAUCAAGGCCACCUACCUGAUGGACCACCUGGUCAGCGACGGGGUGCUCAGCGGGGACGAGGAGGAGCGCGUCAGGAGCAAGCCCACCAGGAGGGAGCAGGCGGCGGCCCUGCUGGAGCUGCUCCUGUUGAAGGACAACGAGGCGUACGUGUCGUUCUACAACGCCCUGGUGAGGGAGAGCUACGGAGACCUGGCCAACCUGCUGCACACCAGCCUGCCGCUGGGCUCCCCCGAGGCCCAGCGCAGCUUCACCGACGCGGGCACGCCCAGAGUCCAGGCGGUCCUGCGGGAGGGGGGCGUCCCCCAGAGGCCCGUGGUCUUCGUCCAGAGACCCCGGCUGGUGCAGCAGCUCCGCCAGCAGCUCCAAGGCCUCCUGAAGGAGCCCGGCUGGGUGGUGCUCCACGGCAUGGCCGGCUCAGGGAAGUCCGUCCUUGCAGCGGAGGCGGUCCGUGACCACUCACUCCUUGAAGAGUGCUUCCCCAGUGGGGUCUACUGGCUGUCCAUCGGCCAGCUGGACCGCUCUGACCUGCUGGCCCGCCUCCAGACCCUGUGCUUCCGCCUGGAGCAGAGCCAGGAGCUCCAAGGGCCCGGCCGGACCCCCGUCUCCCUGGAGGAGGCCAAGGAGCGCCUGCGCUUCCUGCUGCUGCGACGCUUCCCCAGGUCUCUCCUGAUCCUGGAUGAUAUAUGGGACAGCUCGGCUCUGAAGGCGUUUGACGUCCACAGCAGAGUCCUGAUCACCACCAGAGACCGCAGCAUCGCCGACGCCGUCAACGGUGUCCGCCAGGAGGUGGAGGUGGAGAGUGGUCUGGAUGAGGACAAGGCCCUGGAGAUCCUAGCCAUGUACGUCAACACCAAACCCCAGCAGCUGCCUGAGCAGGCCCGCAGCAUUGUGCAGCUCUGCAAAGGCUUCCCCCUGGUGGUGUCCCUGGUGGGCGCCCUGCUCCGGGACUUCCCCGACCGCUGGGCCUACUACCUCACGCUGCUGCGCCGCAAGCAGUUCCGCCGCAUCCGCAAGUCGUCGUCGUACGACUACGACGCACUGGACCAGGCCAUGGACGCCAGCUUCCAGGUGCUGCCCGAGGACCAGAGGGAGCUGUACCGCGACCUCACCGUCCUGGAGAAGGACACCAAGGUCCCCGCGCAGGUGCUGGCGGUGAUGUGGGACCUGGAGCCCGAGGAGGUGGAGGACAUCCUGCAGGACUUUGUCAACAAGUCCCUGCUGUUCCGGGACUGCCACCAGCGGCCGUACCUCUACUACCUCCACGACCUGCAGCUGGACUUCCUGGCAGAGCAGAACCGCAACCAGAUAGUGGCUCUGCAUGCUAAGGUGGUGCAUCAGUACCAGAAGCACUACAGCCAGGGACCUCCGACCUCCGGGGACACAGAGUCCCUCUACUGGUUCAGGUUCCUCACCCACCACAUGGCCCAGGCCAAACUGACCAAGGAGCUGUCCUCUCUGAUGUUCUCUCUGGACUGGGUGAUCACCAAGGCCCGGGUGGUAGGCCCCUCCCCCCUCAUCAACGACUACGUGGACCACGGCGCCGUGCUGGACCGAGAGAACAGCGCGGUGCGGGGCCAGUUCCAGGAGUUCCUGUCCCUGACGGGCCACCAGCUGGAGCAGCGGCCCUUCCCCGACGUGGUGCAGCUGGCCCUGGCCCAGCCCCAGGGCUCUGAGGUCCACCGCCAGGCCCUGCUGCAGGCGCGGGCCGCCGCCACCAGGGGGAGCCUCUACUUCGACUGGCAGAACCACAGCGGGGUAGACAGCGUGUCUCGCCUGGUGGUGCAGCCGAACCUGGGCCCAGUCUACUCGGCCUGCUUCUCCCACGACGGCUCCAAGAUCGCCGCCUGUGGAGCCAGCAACAUGCUCGGGGUGUUUAAGAGCACCUCUGGGGAGAAGCUCCUGGAGGUCACCGCCCACGACGACGAGGUGCUCUGCUGCGCCUUCUCCCCCGACGACCGUCUCCUAGCAACCUGCUCUGCCGACCGCAAGGUCAAGGUGUGGAACGCGGAGCGGGGCAGUCUACUCAGGAAGUUUGAGGAGGAGCACGAGGAGCAGAUCAACCACUGUGUGUUCACCAACGGCCCGCGCUGCCUCCUGCUGGCCACCUGCUCCAAUGACGGCUUCAUGAACACCAAGCUGUGGAACCUGAACAAGCCGUCCUCCCAGAACACCAUGUUCGGCCACCUGGAGCCCGUCACCCACUGCAGCUUCUCCCCCGACGACAAACACCUGGCCACCUGCUCCCGGGACGGCUCCCUGAAGCUGUUCGGCGUGUCCUCGGCCAAUGAGUGGAAGUCGUUCAGCGUGAAGGAUCUGUUCCAGGAGGAGGAGGAGGGGGAGGAGGGCGAGGUCCACGUCAAGUGCAGCACCUGGUCGCCCGACGGAACGCGGGUCAUCUGUGCUGCUAGGAACGCUGUCUUUGUGUUCAGUGUGGAGAGCUCCGAGCUGCUGCUGGAGAUCCGCAGCAGCCGGGGCAGCACGGUGCAGUACCUCCACGCCUGCCCCGUCAGCGGCCUGCUGGCCGUCGCCCUGUCCCACUACACCGUGGAGCUGUGGGACCUGGUCUCCACUAAGAAGGUGGCGGACCUCUGCGGUCACCUGAGCUGGGUCCACGGCGUCCAGUUCUCCCCCGACGGGACCAUGCUGCUGUCCUGCUCCGACGACCACACCGUCAGGCUGUGGGAGACCAGUAGGGUCCAGACAUCCUCCGCCGUGAGACUGAAGAGAGACACCAGUGCGCUCUUCACCGGAGACCGCGUCACCGUGGUCGCCGCCGACAACUGCAACCGACUGCAGGUGCGUGAGGGCCGGACAGGGGAGGUGAUGUUCCAGUCGGAAGAGCAGCCCUCCAGGAUCCGCUGCACAUGUCUGAACAGCGAGCCCAGCAUGGCCGCCCUGGGGAGGGAGGACGGAACCCUCCAGGUGCUGGCGGUCCCCUCGGGGGCCAGCCUGGCCCAGCUGAAGGGCCACACCCGGACGGUGCUCCACUGCUGCUUCAGCCGGGACGGACACACCCUGGUCUCCUCCUCCGAGGACUGCACCUUAAGGGUGUGGAGGUGGAGGACAGGUGAGUGCCAGGUGCUGCAGGGCCACAGGGAGCAGGUGAGGUGCUUCACGCUGCUCUGCAGCCCUGAGGAACAGCUGCUGUCCUGGUCCUACGACGGGACCCUCAAGCUGUGGGAGGUGUGCAGUGGUGCUCUCCUCCAGGACGUGGAGGCCCACCGUCAGGCCAUCCUGUCCUGUCAGGUCUCUGCUGACGGACGGCUGGCGGCCACCACCUCGGCAGACCGCACCGCUAAGCUGUGGAGCUGUGAGAGCUGGCUCUGUGUCCGUCUGCUGCAGGGACAUAAGGACUGCAUCCGCUCCUGUCGCUUCUCGUGGGACAGCCAGCGCCUGGCAACGGGGGACGACAACGGGGAGAUACGGCUGUGGAACGUGGCGGACGGCUCCCUGGCGAGGGUCUGCUCCCGGGAGGGUAAGGACCCCAUGGACUCUCUGCACGGAGGCUGGGCCAGCGACCUCCACUUCUCCCCCGACGACAGCCUGCUGGUCUCCGUGGGGGGCUACAUCAAGUGGUGGGACGUGGGGCGGGGCGAGGCCCUUCAGACCUUCUACCCCCGCGGCGCCAACCUGAAGCGGAUCCACGUGUCGCCCGACUUCUCCACCUUCGUCACCGUCGACAACAUCGGGAUACUCUACGUCCUCCAGCGGGUGGUGGGAACUCUCCCUGAACACCACCCGUGCACCCUAGUACCUUACAAUACUAGUACUUAAGGAUCAGUAAUGGGAUUAA